Paraglomus brasilianum is the source of this 3687-nucleotide messenger RNA. The record is from the annotation of a GenBank genome assembly. Lineage: Eukaryota; Fungi; Glomeromycota; Glomeromycetes; Paraglomerales; Paraglomeraceae.
AUGGGACGAAAGGAUUUUAUCGAAGAUGUCAGAAAGCUCAAAGAAUACUUUCGCGGUUUAAACUUAAAAGCAGGCUCUUUAGUGAGGGGAUUCGACUUCCAGGAUCCGGAGUUGAGCUUUCGAUUCACGCCUAAAUCAGGAAGACCGUUUACUGUUAAAUUCUACGUUAACGUUGGAAACGCAAACAUUAACAUUCAAUUCAAUCAUUAUCGAUUAAAUCUAUGCGCAAAUUAUUUGCUUGUUCCAUAUCAAGACAACUCUCUGACAUCGUACCCAGCGAAAUUCAGCGGAUUUUUGUGUGUGGACGACGCAAAUGAUACAGCAAGUGCCGCUGCUGCACGUUUACAGGACGUAAAGAUUCAAGACAACCCCGUUUCCUUGAUUGUUGCCACUCUUGUAAAGGAACUCUGCGAUCUAUUCAAAAUGCAAGUGCCCAAGGAUCUCCAAGUAAAUGCAUUAAAAAGGUUCGCGCAAACACAGCCAACGUUACAACCAACUCCAUCUGUGACGGCAUCGGCGUCGACGGCGACAUCAAAAACGGCCUUUACUCCUGCUACCACCUUGGCGAGAGAUAUCUUGGAGGCUCGACAUUUUAACUAUCAUGCAGAGUUACUUUGCGCAGAUGAAAUUGGAUUCAAGGUAGUCGUUUCGAUUCCAGUCUCUAGACUUGGCCUGAGCUUUGAAGCUUAUGAAGCAUGGAAUCUUAUUCCUACGCGUCAUAUAGUAUGCACGAUACAAUUCUCACCCAACUAUAUUAACUUGCAAGAAACAAUAACCAAUGCACUCAGCAAGAAGGCUUACUUAAUAGGCGAGCGUGGAUUUAUAGACAUCAAGGAGGAACUAAAGAAACAAUUUCCAGCACAGUUCACUAUAGUCACCUCGGAAUGUCCGCGAGGCAUGGCUGCUCAAAUACACAAUAAAGAUGACAUACCUGAAAACGAUCACUUUAUUCUAUCAUGGACACUAACCGAGUUGCUACGUAGCAAAUUCUUCGACAUGUUAUGUGAUCGCGUUUGGUUUGGGCUAGGAUGGGCUGGUGCCGAAUAUGCAGACAUGAAACGCAACAAGCAACAUUUGACUGAUUUUUUGAAUCAAGAAAACUACAACUUUGACGAAUGCAUAGAUGAAUGCCUGCUUCAGGAUCAAGAACAACAUCAACAAUUAUGUCAUCUUGAUGAAGAAGAAGUGGAAGAAGCAACUGCAUCCACCAACCGCAAUUUCCUUCUUCUAGUACUCAGAUAUUUGCGGCAACGUAUUCUAUUAUCGACCAAAUAUUGUUUGACAUGUCAUUACCCUCAUACGGAAUCUAUCUCAUCCAUCAGACCAUUCGUAUGUGGGGCGGCGUUAUGUCAACAUCAAGCACUCGUUGGUCUGGGAAAUCUUUUUGAAGCCGCUCUAGUGAAUAGUCCCGUAGUAGUGGAUCUAUUAAUAUCACUCUGCUAUGUAGCCGUAUCAUCGAAUAACUUGAAUUCCUUUCCGUCCAAGGCAAUCGGAGCUACUAUUUCAACAAAGAGUACAGUUGAAAACUCACUCUACGUCGAGUGGAGCGACACACAGGGUGUAAUCGGUGGUUCUACAGAAAGAGGAUAUGAAGCAUACGGUUGGAGGACAUUUGAUAAUCAAGUGCAAGUGAACGACCUGUUGGAAAUUUACAAUCCGGAAUCUGAUCAACCGUUUGCGCUGAAUAGAUGCAGUUCCACGUCUGCAGUACGAGUUUUGGAGGUGCACCCUCAUUGUCUGGUUCUCGACUUUCAAGUUGUUAUUCCUUCGACACUUGCGCCGAGUAAACCAGUCUAUUUGCCGUUCAGAGUGUGUCGCCGAGAAGAGCUUAACUUUCUCUAUGAUGACGGACGAGCUAAUUACGAGCUAUUAAGAGAGAAACUUAAUUUGCUGCCACCAGUCAAUGAAAUGGUGCAUUUCGCUCAGAAGAAUUCGUUAAAGGCAGAUUUGGACAAGAUCGAUCCUCUAUGCUUUCCUUUACUAUCGUGGAUUAUAUCAUCUAAUAGGACUCACCUUCGCCUGUUAGAAUCUGACGAAGAAAAAGUGCAGUAUAAUGAUCGUAAUAAUGCAUACAGCAAUUGGAAACAGUUUGUUAUGAUUAUGAGCUCGCCUGAAAAAGAGGAGAUAUUUCAGCAGGAAAAACAAAGAUUGAGAGAUGAGAGGCGAGGACAAACGCUUGGUGAACUGUUUGCAUUCCACGGCUCUCCGUUGACUAAUUGGCAUUCCAUUAUUAGAACAUCUCUUAAUUACAAUAAAGUAACACAUGGAAGAGCGUUUGGCGAUGGUGUAUAUCACUCACUCCAAGCAGCGACUUCCGCAUCAUACGCUCACAAUAAUUACUAUGGGAGAAGUGAGAACGGGAGCUGGAAAAAUUCCUUACUUGUCGUCCAAAAAUGUAUGGCACUGUGCGAGAUAGUAAACCGACCAACACAAUUCAUAAGCACAAGUCCUCAUCUCGUAGUCAAAGAUGAAUCAUGGAUAACAACACGCUACUUGUUUGUAGAUUGUCAACGAGAUCCCUAUGAGCAGCAAUUCUCAGAUGAUGAUGAUACCACGUGGACCACGCCUUUGACAUCAUUUUCACACUCGCUUUCUCAAAUGGGACAGAAAAACCGCAAGCUGUCAGAGCGUAUCACUCUUGAUUCCCAUUAUUGCCCCGUGUGGCUGAACAAUCAGGCUCUCCAAAUUCCCAAACGUGACUUUGCUAUAAUUUCAAUCAUUUCGCCGACGAAUAGCAGUUCUAGAAAAAGACAAUUUCAAUAUGAUCAAAGUACACUGCUGACUGCAGCUGGUGUUACGGGACAUGAACCCAGUGGGUUAAUGUUUGAUGGAAUUGAUGGUGAUACCGAUUCAAGUGGUUCUGAGGAAGAAUAUUCAGAUGCUGCCAUAUCCCCAAACACAAAGAAAGGAAAAGGCAAAGCUAAACAAGAGAGUGAUGACGAUGAGGACGACUACGAUGAUGAGAACUACGAUGAUAUGGAUUCCGAUGCCUUUGUAGACACUAUGGAUUACGACGAUGAUGUGUACUUUAGAGACGAACCGCCAGCAAGGUCCGAAAUACCAGUGAUCGAAAUAGAAGACGAUGGAUUUGAUCCAACCUUGCUACCUCUUCCUGAGGAGUCUUCAAUAACCGCUACCCGUCGCAUAUGCCAAGAGUUAAGAGUGAUUAUCAACAAACAGGAUGAUGCAUCAAACGACUGUGGUUUCUACGUAAAUUUAGAGAAGCUUAAAUCAGUUUAUCAAUGGGUUGUCGAAAUGCGCAACUUUGAUCCUUCUAUACCACUUGCUCAAGAUAUGAUACGCCACAAGGUAAAGGCCAUCGAGCUAGAAGUAAGAUUUGCACCUCAAUAUCCAUACUUGCCUCCGUAUGUCCGAGUUAUAAGGCCAAGGCUGCUGAGGUUCAUGGACGGUGGUGGCGGACAUGUAACUGCCGGUGGAUCGAUUUGUAUGGAUCUGCUGACGCUUGGCAAUGGUCGUGAGUGCGGUUGGUCAUCUGCAUACACGAUGGAAGCGGUUUUGUUACAAAUUAAGCUGGCGUUAAGCUCUCUUGAUCCACGACCAGCAAGACUUGAUCGUCGCUGGCAAAAAGAUUACAGUCCAAGCGAAGCAAUUGACGCAUAUGUUCGCGUGGCUAACCAACAUGGAUGGCAGAUUCCUGACCAGUGGCAACGAUUGUUUGGCCAUUAG